This is a messenger RNA of Cherax quadricarinatus, 2989 nucleotides long. The record is from RefSeq and is a predicted model, not a curated record. Lineage: Eukaryota; Metazoa; Arthropoda; Malacostraca; Decapoda; Parastacidae.
AUGAGACAUGAUAGUAUGGUACCAUCUUACCUCAAUCUUCCCUAUGUAUUGCUACAUCCUUCCUUCCUUUCCUAUAUUGAGGAUAAGGAUCUCCUCCUUACCCAUGAUAUGAGGUUCUAUGACAAGGUAACAGAAAAAUUCUUGGCAUGUGGUGAGUUGGAUCCUCUUAAUCGUCGUCUAGGCUCCGAGAAGAAGCCAGAUGUGGUUGUACAGGUGGUGGUGUUAGCAGAAGAUGCCAGUAUUCAGGCCAAGCUCCUUGCUCUUGACAUCCAAGUACAGACUAUUUCUGAAGUGUCACCCAUUGAAGUUCAGCCAGCCAGGGUGUUGUCAAAGCUCUAUGCUCAUCUGGGACGCAACCAGAAGCUUGGACUCUCAGGACGUCAGAGCCGUGAUGUUGGUAUCCUCUCCACCAGUAAACUUUAUUCUCUUCAAGAUAGAAUCUUUGCAUUCACACCACAAUACUUCGAUGACGAGGAGAGUUACCUGUCCAAUGAUGUGGAUCUUUAUGUGUACAUCUUUAGUGUUGGACUGGAAUAUUUGGCAUCAACGUGGAAAGACCUGGGAAGACCAACAGUAUGUUUUAGGAUGCGGGCAGACUAUCUUGAUGAAGAUGGAAAAAUUCCUCCUGCUAUGAUAUCCACACUGAAGAAACUCAAGAGCGGCUACAUUAAUGGUACACGAGUGUCACUGGGUAAGAUGCAGGAGUUCCUGAACACAUCAUGUAUUACCAGCCUUAACUUCCUCAAUGACACUGAGGGUGGAUUUCCUGACAGCCUCAAAGCAGAAGUAAAGGAUUAUCUAGAGAAACAAAUGAGGGGGUCACUGUCCUGGAGAAGAGCUGACCUUGUGCGUAUGUCAAACAGGUUCAGCCAAAGAACUACUAGGGAUCCAGCUCGCCGCAAGAUCUCAGUAGCGCUGAGAGGAACAAUUCGCAAAUCACGUUCCCUGUUUGUUGAUGAUGAAAGAGAUGGGCAAAAUUUCUGUGGUCAUCGGGGACUUCAAGCAAAACUACUGUCUCGUCAUCUUUCGAGAUAUCCCUCCAUUGAAGAGCCACCACCAGUUGUCUCUCGCCGUAACUCAACUGUUACCUCUCCUACGUCUGAGCUUGGUCAUCCUUUGUUGGAAAUAUCGGUUCCAACCACACCAACACGUGUCACCCCUCCGCUCUCCUCUCGUUCGCGAUCUCCAUCCCCAGAUAAAGAAGAUUUGUGGGAAUCGAUGAUCAGACACAGGUUAGUGUUUUUUCUUUCUUUACUAAGCUUGACAUGACCAGUUUGCAUGUAUGAUACUCACAAUUUGCAUUUGUAAAAUGAUCAGCACUGGCACAUUAAAAAAAUCUUCCAAGCAGUUGAGUUUUAGGUUACCAUUUAUACAGUAAACACCUAUAUCACCUUAAGGGGACAGGAAGGUGGGUGGAUAAUAAAUUCAAUAGAAAAUACAGUAGCAGAGUUAUGCACAUAGUGUCUGGUCUUCAGUGCUUAUUCUCUCUCUGUUGGCAAUUUUAGGUCUCAUUUGUGAAAAAAUUCAUUAGGUGUGUCUGUUUUUAGUCUGAUUAACAUAUCACUCAAAAUGGAGCCCCAUUGUGACUUCAGUAUUUCACUCAUUUCUUUGUAAUUGUCAAUUUAAGCUCCAUUUCCUUUAGGCAAGGACCCAGUAGUGGAUGUGGGGUUUUUCCCUUGAUUUUGCACAUGAGAAAAAACAUUUUUCUCACUUCUUGAAGUUUCUUUCAGUGGCUUUUUACUUCCAUUGUCUCUUUGAUUCAUUCAGUUUUAUCUCAUUUUUUCCCAUCCUGACUGGUAUUUCUCUUUGCUCUUGAAAAAGUGUAGGACCUUUGAGAUGUUCAUUGAUUCUUCAUCCUCACCUGUAGGAGGAGGAUCUCUCUAACUUGAAUCUUUCUUUUAAUUAACACACUGGCCAUCUCUCACUGAGGUAGGAUGAAACAUUUGAAGAGUCACAUUCACCAUCAUUCAUUUAAUUGCUAUCUUGCCAGAAGUGUGCUGACAAUGCUGCUCAGAUGACCCUCUGAACUGCAUCAUCACCACCAUUUUUUUCCAGUGCAAGCACUGUACUUCUUACCACCAGAACUCAACACUGGCUAACUGGUUUUCCCUAAACCCUUUCAUAAAUGUUACCUAGCUCUUGCUGCAAAAGCAUGCCUAGCCAUAAAAACCUCUCGUCUCCAUUCAUUCCAAUCUAACAUGCUCACACAAGCCUGUUGGAUAUUCACUUCCUUAGUAAUUAAAACUUUAAGCAUACCCCUCCCUCCAACUCUUCCUGGAUGACUCCUACCCAUCCUUCCUUCUAUCCCAGAUUUAUGUUCCCUUUAGUCAUCCUCAACUUUCAUCUUCUCUUCUUUUCUUAAUGGUACGAGUGUGAAUCAAUGUUUUAGUGCCAUUGACUUCAUCCUCUUGUGUCUGGUUUAAGUUUGUAUUACUCGUACUGUUUUUUUCAGCAUAUUUUACUAGGGUGUGGAUUUACUUGAUCCCAUUUAAUAUAUUUAUCGUUGAAGCUAAAUUUGUUGAAUACACCUUCAAGUCUGUGUGUGUUAUACUGUUUGUUUGUCAAGUAGUUUUUGGUUCUGGUUUUAGUCUUCCCAAAAUACUUUGCAUACCUAGAAGCUUUUCAAAAUGUAUGAAAUGUCACACAAUUUUGUAACAGUUAUGUUUAUUUUAUUUGUAAGGAACCUGGUAUGAGAGUGAGAGGACUGGUUAUUAGUAAAUACAAAUAUAAAUCCAGGUUAACAUGUACUAGGUGACUAGGGUAUCCACAAUACCUGUAUGAAAGUAUGCCAGGUAGCUGUGAACUUUAAAAAAAAAAAAAGAUUUGUAUAAUAAAUUGAUUUGAUUCAUGAUCCAGAACUGUAGGCACACAUUUAUGCCACCAGAAUAAUAUUUGAUUAUCUGAUUAUUUCCCUCUCUUAAGUUGUGUUUUUUAUUUUAAAUUAAAAUUUAGUUAGGGACUUUUAUCAUUUUAUAUUUGUUAUUGUAGU